Messenger RNA from Esox lucius (northern pike), 5521 nucleotides. RefSeq lists its product as uncharacterized. The coding region runs from base 2645 to 3382 and encodes 245 amino acids. Lineage: Eukaryota; Metazoa; Chordata; Actinopteri; Esociformes; Esocidae. The record is from RefSeq and is a predicted model, not a curated record. The transcript is spliced from 3 exons.
GUGAUGCUCUGCCAGGCCUGUAUUGGGUAUCCUCCCUGGUGAUGCUCUGACAGGCCUGUACUGCAGCCAUUUUCCGUUCCUGCUUGUUUCAGGGACUUAUUGCCUUCAGUCUCCUCUUCAGCAUGUCAAAUGCAUGUUCAAUUAGAUUCAGAUGGUAUGUGGUGGUAUGUGGUGGUAUGCUGUGGAUCAUGGGCCAGAACUCUUGGGGUUCUUUCAGGUGCUUUUUAGCAAAGGGUAAUCUCACGCCUUUCUGUUCUUCAGGCUUAUCAGUGGUUUGCAUCUUGUAGUUUACCCUCUGUAGUCCUGGUGUAGUCUGGUGGUGUAGUCUUCUAUAUAUGGCAGAUUUGACAGAUCUACACCUUCAUCCAGGACAGUGUUUUUGAUCUGUUGAGCUGUGGUCAGGGAGGUUUUCUUCACCAUAGAGAGUAUUCUCCGGACAUCCACUACAGUGGUCUUCUUUAGUCUACCAGGUCUUUUGACAUAAAUCACUGGUUUUCUUUCUUCUUGUUACUGAUUAACCAAACUGUUGACUUGGGCAUGCCCAGGGUUUUGGCAAAGUUCCUAAUUGAUUGAUUCUCAUUUCAUUUAUGACGGCCAGCUCAUUUGCAUCGACACUGCUGUCUUCUUCAUGUUGUCACACCCCAACAACAACCUCCAAAGCCAAUAGCAAAGUCUAAAAUCAAGACUAUUAUCCUUUCAAACUCAAAGAGCUAAAGUACAGAACCAAAAUAACAAAAAGGUGGUCACUGUAGUUGGGUGCAUUCAAUGACAUCUGAGAGAACAAAUAAGCAUCCAGGACAAAUAUGCAUCCUAGUAUGAUCUUUCGCAGUAGAAUAUGGAAAACUCUCUCGAUAGCUAAAAGCAGUACCACCCACGCAUGAGGGGCAGUAAUUUAGCUAAGAUAUCCUCAUCAUCAUUAUGGCUGGGUUCGGCCUGAACAGCAACUUUAAAACAACUUCUCCCAUGAAGACGUGAGGGAAGAGCUCCUUAGCAGUGCUGAGAAAUUGGCGUCACCUGAAAUAUCAGUACCCGCCACAAGAGGUCACAGUUGACCAUGAUUUAAAACUACAUCAAUAACCUAGGCUACUGAGGAAUAAUGAAUUAUGGGUAACAUUUUAUUUUUGUAUCAGUCACCCAGUCCCAAAACGGGGAUUUCUGCUUUUAUGUUGAUUGAUAAACUUUGAACUAGGCAAGUACAUUCACAAAAUAACUGACAAUCCUGUGUCCAGUUAAUCCAGAGCAUAGCAUGCCCAUUUUGAAACAAAGCUACUAGUUAGCAUCUAAAAAGAGUUGGUAAAAGUAUCAAUUAUAUUCUUCUUUCUUUAUAGGUCCUGGGUGAAUGAAUAAUGUGUGUUGUUUUGUUUCAGUACUUUCACAAAAAGCCCUUGUCACUGUGUUCUCUGUAAUAAAUAUGGUAAUGUCUUACUAGUUGUCUUGACAUGAGUUGCACCCGAAACCCGAAAAAAAAACAUGUAUAGAGUGUAAAGAAACUGACUGGCCAUGGGAAUAUUUAGUUUUGUGACCAAUCUUCUCAUAUUACCGGAUUACAAAUGUAAUAUUAAAACAUAUUUCUUACUGAUACAUUUAAUUUUCUCUGACGAUGUUUCCUUUGAGUGCCGUGCUGAGGUAUGGCCUUUUCUUGGCAGUGCUCGGCCGGUGUGAUGCAGCUUAUACUUUCUGAUUACUGACCUAACAGUGCUCACUGGCAUAUCAAAUCACUUCUGUUGUCAGUUUGAUAUUAUUUUGAAUCCAAAUCAGUAGCACUUUGGACAGGGACAGCCACCAGUCCUUUGGGCCUGGUCGUCCUGAGGCGUGGUCCAAGGGCACCAGGAAAGUUACAGAGAGAAUUCCGUGGAUUCAAAAGGUAUUCGUGAACAUAUUUUUCCGACAGACCUUUGUCCCCCGUCACGUGAACUAAUGCAACAUAAGACGGGACAGGCUGACACCUAGUCCCACCGCAUAAUAAUACAGCAAUAAUUUGGUCAUUUGGGGAAGACAAGAACUGUGUCGGACCACUGCUGAGAUCUGUCCUGCUCUCCGUACCUCUACCUCCAGUGACCUCCCAAAUGCUUAAAUUCUGAUAUUUUUAUGGCCUGUGUUCCAUUGGCUGCUUGAAGUCUAAUAAAAGCAUUUAAAUGACAUAUUUUGGAAAACAUGUUAUUCUAAGAUAUUCUAAUAGCAUGGUUUGAUUGUCGUCUAGAGCAGCCGUUUUCAGUGACUUGCUGUGGACUUGUCUGAAUGGUGUGGGAAACUUUUUUCUGGGGGGGGGGGCUGCUUGAGAAGGAUCAUUUACAAGGAGGGCAAGGAGGAGCCAGUGAAUAAGGAGAAUGGAAAGCAAGGGAAGAAAGAGAGGGAGCGAGGAAGCGUAACCAAGUGACAUGAGUGGGUCAUGGGCAACGUGUUUGUGUUUGUCAUCACUGAAGACUGCCUGUGGCUGGCCUAACCAUACCGUUUUCAGGUUGAGGAGUGUCAGUGGCUCUGCCAGCAGAAGGCUGAGCUGCUACGUCAGGAACGGAGCUAAAAAUUAACAACCGAGAAGCGAAAAAAGACUAGAACAUGCCUCCCUGACCGUUGCCAGCGUAUUUGCAUACAGGCUUCAGGAUAUCCCCUCGGUGAAGAUGUAGUCCGUUUGGUUGCUGUGGAGAUGUCUCUAAACAGGGCCUCCUCUCACCUCCGCCCCCCUGCCCUGCUGUCGUGGCUAUUUUGGACUCUGUGGGUCCUCCUCCCCCCCAUGGCCGUCUCCCCGACAGCCAGCCCGGCGAACAGGACCCUGCUCUUCGACAGCGCCAGCAACGGCCUGCGUAACUGCAGCUGCCCCGCCCCAAUCCGGGACUGCGACGAGGCGCUGGCCAACAUUCGGUGCGGCUGUCGCACUGUGCCGCGCUCUGACCUGGCCCGCGGGGGCCUGAGGGAGGAGGGCGGUCUGACCGUGUGGUUCACGAACCCCUGGGUCCUCGCGGAGCUGCUGAACGGCAGCACGGUGGCCGACCUGCGCCUGUCCUUCUGCGGUGCCGGUCGCGUGAGCCACCCCGGCCGAUACCUGGCCCUGAGGGGGCUCCGCAGGCUGAGCUUGUACAGCGCCGCCCGGGGAGCCGUGCACCCGGAGCAGGCCCUCACCAUCGCCACCGGGUUCGGGGACACAGGGGGCGUGGGGUCCCUCUCCUCCCCCGCCCCCUCCUCGGCUUCCUCUUCCUCCGCCGUGCUGCACAUGUCCAUCCUGGAUGUGUCGGUGCUGAACGGGCUGUCACCCCUGAAGGCCUACAGUGUGAGCGCCCCUCCUUUGCUUGCCCUCCCACAGCACUUCCCCCACCUGCCGCCGUUCCAGGACCCCUACACCCCCCAAGACCGCCAAAAGGACACCCUCCUCACCUUCAUCUACUAGGACGGAAGUCGCAGUGCAGGGAGCAGGGCUGGGGGGGAGGGCUGGACUGGCACCUGACAUCGGCCCCCCCAGUGUUUCUAACAGGCUGGCCAAUUUCUCUUCUUUCUUCCUGGAGGUCUGCGUUUCAUUGCAUGUCACUGUCCUAAAUGCCAGAUGGCCUGUGCACUUCCGAGGCUGUGUGAGGUCCACCAAGCUCUGUCUGUUAAAGUGCACUGGGUGGGUUGGGUGUGUCACACAGAGGUAGUGAUUCCAAGAGGACCGUCCAACCCGGUGUUACUGGAGGGACUUGAAUGCAGAGUGUUGCUAAAAAAUGAAAGAAAACGAACACUUCUCAAGUAAUCAAGAAAACACUCUGGACAGGACGACACAACCUUCUGUGAGAAAAAGAUGGAGGCCUCCUUCGAAUUUCGACACAAGAAAAGGGUGGAGAAGAAGAGAGAUCUACAUACUGUUUAGAGGGGAUGAGGUCUGAAGAGGUUGAGAACGAGACAAGGACGCCAUCCGUCCGCUGGACUGAGUAAGAGCCUAGUUAUGGUUGCGAAUGUAGGGACAGUUGUCACUGGGUGAAGAUUAUGAAUAUAAAUAUGGCAUUUUUAAAAGGUUAUGAUGGUUGCCAUUUAAAUUGGUCUUUCUGGUUAAAACCCAGUCUGGUUUGAGGGCCAUGCACUUCAUUUUGUGUGGCUGUUCAACUGUCCAGUUCUGGACCCACUUUAAGCUGGACUUGGUUGGGUUUUUAUUCAAUUUGAAGCUGAUUGAAAAGCAUUGCGGACUGGUCUGAUUGGGAUCCAUGUUGUCCCGUGAGGAUGGAUGUUUUGUCCGUCUGCUUUCUGGUGUUCUGGAAUGCGUCAUGGCAUGAGCUUAAGCGUGUCCAGGUGCAGAAGGUGCCGGACAUAAGGCAACGAGGCUGUUGAACAGAUUCACCUGCUCAUGUCCCACCAAUGGCCAUGUCUGUACCCUGGUCAGGCCUACUUAUACCAAGUUAGAAAAGUAAAUGAAUCUAACUGGUAAAAUAAAAUGGACUAUAUUACUUACUGAGAAAAGAAUGGUACCAAUCUGAUGUCCAUUUCAAGCUUACACCUUGAGAAAGAACAACAUUAAUUUAAAACUACUCUCACAAAGACUGCAGCCUACACUGUUCUACAGAUCCUUUGAAGUCUCUCGGUGUGCUUGUGUACACAUGCAUAUGUUUCUGUAGUGUGUCUGUGUGUGUGUAUUCCUAUGUGUGCUUGUGUACACAUGCAUAUGUUUCUGUAGUGUGUCUGUGUGUGUGUGUAUUCCUAUGUGUGCUUGUCACUGCAAGUGUACGUGUGCAUAAGUGCACAGAUUUUUCAUCUACAUUGUGUGAAUGGUUGCUACGGAGACCUCAGGUUCCAUUGAUGCCUUGGGGUUGGACAGUAACACAGCAGUACUCUGCAUCCUCCCCUCUUUUAAUGCUAUAGUCCAGUUAGCAAAUAGGGUGCUAUUAGGUGUAAACUCGCUAGUAACUGUUUAUUUUAGGAUCCGUAUCCCUGACACAAGGCACUGACUCAAUACGGACAGGAAAACUGGCAUUACUCUGUCCGGUCUGGUAAAAGGUCAGAGCACAUUUGUGCUUGCUAGGUCAAUGCAAAAAUGAAUCUCCCACCGUCUGCACUGUAGCUGAAUUCUCAGUCAAACUCACGGUCACAAUUUGAAUUAAUUUUAACGUCAAAUUUAAUGGUAUCAGCGGCAGUUUUUUGUUGUUGUUGUUGCUGUAUUAUGUCCUUCUUAGUGGCCUAAGUAGUGUUAUUGACUCACAUUUUACCGGAUGGAACUUUGAUUUUAAAGUAACUUGGAUUUAAUCAUGUAUUCUUCAAUGUAUCACAAAAACUACUCAAAGUAUACCAUUUAUGUUUUGCAACAGCAGGUACAAAUCUAAUAUUGAUGAGUACUGACUGAGUACAGACUGAGUACAGGUUCUGCGGUGCGGGGACUGAAUGUAUACUGUAAGUAAUUCUGAGUACAUAUCUAUGGGUUAUCAAUGAAAUGUCUUGUAUUACAAAGAAAACUGAAAGGGAUUUUAUUUAAAAAUCGUUUGGUGGAUUUGAUUUGUAUAUAAUUUGGUUUGGCAGAUUAUUGUUUGUUAAUAAAGUAAAUCAGUACACAUUUGUUUCUACGUGA